Plasmodium relictum is the source of this 3972-nucleotide messenger RNA. RefSeq names its product helicase with Zn-finger motif, putative. Bases 1 to 3972 code for a protein of 1323 amino acids. Gene Ontology annotation, biological process: nuclear-transcribed mRNA catabolic process, 3'-5' exonucleolytic nonsense-mediated decay. The record is from RefSeq and is a predicted model, not a curated record. The transcript has a single exon. Gene Ontology annotation, molecular function: RNA helicase activity; RNA binding; ATP binding. Gene Ontology annotation, cellular component: Ski complex. NCBI's taxonomy places the organism in Eukaryota, Apicomplexa, Aconoidasida, Haemosporida, Plasmodiidae.
AUGGCAUAUAUAUAUUCCAACUUAUCAGACUUUUGGACUUCUGAUGAGGAUAUAGAAGAUGAAGAAGAAGAGGAAGAAGAAGAAGAAGAAGAUGAUGAUGAAGAUGAAGAUGAAGAUGACGAAGAAAAAAAAAAGAACAAAAUAAAUGAAGAAAAUAAUGAGUUUUAUAGUUACGAUAUUAAAUAUAACAAUGAAAAUACUUUUGAAAAAAGAGAAAAUAUGAAAGAAAAUGAUAUGCUUAUUAAUGGUACAUUUAAUACUAUAAAUGAAGGAUUCAAUUUUAAUGUAAAAGAGUUAUUGAAUGAUAGAAAUGAUUUAUCUGAUAAUUUUUCUAUUAGUAAUAUUUUACAAAAUUAUGAUGUUAAUGAUUUUAUUUUUAAUGAUUCUUUAUUAAAUUAUUGUGACACUGGUGUGGCGAUAAAUGAUGAAACUCCAUGUAAUGAAAAGCUAAUCAUGAAUGAAAAUUUUAAUUUUAAGCAUUCUAAUUCUUUUGAUUACGUAAAUCCACCAAAUCAUAGUUCAAAAAUAAUUAAUGAAAUGAAAAAUCUAGACAUAAGUGAAUCUAAUAAUAAUAAAGUAAAUGAAGAAAUAAUAACAGAUAAAUUAAACGAAAUAAAUUUAUGUAACGAAAAUUAUACAAAAUUAGAAGAGUGUAAUUAUGAAUCAAAUAAAUUAAAUGAUGAAGAGAAUUUAAAAUUAAGUGAGGAAGAUAAUUUAAAUAAAGAAAAUUUAAAAUUAAUGGAUGAAAUCAAUAUAAAAAGAAAUGAAGAAAAAGCCAAAGUAAAAUAUAUUAGAAAAAAAUGGGUAAUAGAAGACAAUUAUUCUGAUGUUUCCAAUUUUUGUAAAGAUGAUUUGUUACUGAAAUAUGAUUUUGAAUUAGACGAUUUUCAAAAAAGGUCAAUUAAUCAUUUAAACAAUUUUAAACAUGUUUUUGUUGCUGCUCAUACAUCAGCUGGUAAAACUUUGAUAGCUGAACAUGCAAUAGCAUUAUCCAUAAAACUGCAAAAAAAAGCUAUAUACACAAGCCCUAUUAAAGCAUUAAGUAAUCAGAAAUAUAAUGAAUUCAAAAAUAUAUUUAAAAAUGUAGGAAUAAUUACAGGAGAUGUAAAGAUGAAUGUAAAUGCUAAUUGUAUAAUUAUGACUACUGAAAUUUUAAGAAAUUUAUUAUAUUUAAAUGAUAAUAUUAUCAACAAUAUUCACUGUGUUAUUUUUGACGAAGUCCAUUACGUUAAUGAUGAAGAUAGAGGUGUCAUAUGGGAAGAGUCCAUUAUUAUGCUACCAGAUCAUGUCCAAAUUUUACUAUUAAGUGCAACUGUUCCAAAUUAUUUAGAAUUUGCAGAUUGGGUAGGUUUUACAAAAAAAAAAGAAGUAAUCUCAAUAUCCACGAAAAAAAGACCAGUUCCCUUAUUACAUUAUAUAUAUGCAUAUGAUUCAAUUUUUUUAAUAAUGGAUGAAAAAAAUAAAUUUUAUUCUUCUUCAUUUAAAGAAAUAUACAUUAAAAUAAGAGAAAAAGAAGAAGCAAAUAAAAAUCAAAAACAGUUGCAGUACAAAAAAAAAAGCAACUAUGAUCCUAAAAACAAUGUUAUUCAAAAUAAAAAUGAGAAUGAUAAUGUGAAAGGAUAUUAUGAAUAUUGUAAACAAAAAAGAAAACAAAAAACAUUUUUUAAUGAAGCAAAUAUGAAAACAGAAAUACAAAAAUUGCAAACACUAAUUAAAAAGUUAGAACAAGAUAAUAAACUUCCUGUUGUUUUAUUUUGUUUCUCAAGAGUUAAAUGUGAAACUUACGCGAAAUGUAUGCCUCAUUUAAAUUUUCUGAAUAAUAAAGAAAAAUCAAAAGUGCACUUGUUUAUUAAAGAAUCUAUAUCAAAACUAUGCACACAAGACAGAGAGUUAAAUCAAAUCAAAAAUUUAAGUAAAUUAUUAGAAAAAGGAAUAGGAAUACACCACAGUGGACUAUUACCAAUUUUAAAAGAAAUUGUAGAAAUUCUUUUUUCAAAAGGUUUAAUAAAAGUACUUUUCGCAACUGAAACAUUUGCUAUGGGUAUUAAUAUGCCAACAAAAUCAGUUGUUUUUACAUCUAUAUAUAAACAUGAUCAUGUAAAGAAAAGAAUAUUAACAUCAUCAGAGUAUACUCAAAUGUCUGGAAGAGCCGGUAGAAGAUCAUCAGAUAAAUAUGGUUAUGUAUAUAUUUUUUGUUGCGAUAAUAUUCCUGAUCAAGUACAACUAACAGAAAUGAUGAUGCAGAAAGCUGUUAGUUUAAAAAGUAAAUUUAAAGUAACUUAUAAUAUGAUUUUAAAGUUGUUAAUAAACAAGCAAAUUAAUAUAGAAAAAAUGUUAUUUAGUUCAUUUUUAGAAAGUUGUAGAGCUUUACAAAUUCCAUUAUUUAAAAAAGACUUAAAAAGAAAAAAAAAGUUGCUGCAAAAUAUAAAAGAAGUUGAAUGUAUUUAUGUAAAUGGAGAAGAAACUCCUCCUAUAGAAAAUUAUGUGCAAAUUGAUUAUAAAUUGAAACAUAUUGGUAUAGAUUUACAUAGAAAAUUAUUUAAUAUGAAGAAUAGUAAUUGCUUUGUUAUUGGAAGGGUAAUGUUAUUAAAUAAUAUUGGCAUUCUUCAUAGUUCCGUUUAUGCUAUAUAUAUGGGAUGUGAUAAAAAUAGCAAUAAAAAAAAUGAUAAAGUAGAUUUUGCUCAAAACAGCAUAUUUUUUCAAAAUGAUAAUGAACAGAAUGAAUCAAAUGAGAGAUUUUUUUUUUUAUUUAUUUUGCCAGACUAUAUGACUCAUGAAGAUUUGCUGUUACAAAUGAAUGAUUCUGACAAGGAAAAAAAUAACAAUGAUAACAACUCCAAAAAUAAAAAUAAGUCAAAUAACAACGCAAACCACUCAAAUAUUAUAUCAGAAAAUAUAAACUUGUAUGAAAACUAUAAAAAUAUUUUUUCUAAAAGAAAAAAUAAAAAUGAUAUAAAAAUUAUACAUCAUUCUUUUUUUAACACUGAUAUGAAUAAAAAACAUUUCGUUUUGUGUUCAAAUAUAUGUAUUGAAAAUAUUUCUCUUAUAACUAAUACUGUAAUAAAAUUAUCAAACGUUAAAACAACAUCUGUCCUAAAUAACCCCAAAAAUUUAUUACUAUAUACCCUUGAACUUGACAGGUUGAUAGAAAAAGAAAAUUUUGAACCAAUUGUUCUAACAAAGGUUCUAAAAGCACUUAAAUGUGAAUUUUAUUCUGUUUUAAUUAAUCAAACAGAUUAUUUAGAAAGCUUGAAAAAGUCGAAGUGUUACAAUUGCAAUUUAAAAGAAAAACAUUAUGAAUUAGUAUGUAAAAAAAAUGAUUGCUUGAAUGACAUUGAAAAUAUAGAGAAAAAUAUAAAUGCAAAAUCUUUAAACCUAUACGAAGAUAUGGAAGGAAAACUUAAUGUCUUAAGGCAUUUUUCAUUUAUUGAUGAUCAAAACAAUUUAACAAUAAAAGGAAAAAUAGCAAGCUAUAUUACUUUAACUGAUGAAAUUACAUUGACACAAGUUAUUUUUGAGAAUCUUUUAAAUAAGCUAAAUCCACCGGAAAUAGCAGCUGUUUUAUCAUGCUUUGUUGCACCUGAAAAGAAAGUUGAAGAAUCACCCGAUUUAACUGUGAAUUUGCAAGAUGUCAAAGCAGCUUUAACAAAUAUACAUAGCAAAUUUGAAGAAUUUUAUAAGAUAAUUCGCCUAAGAGUAAGUUCAGAAGAACACUGGAAAUUAUGUAAUUUCAAAAUAAUGUUUAUUGCCUAUAAAUGGGCUCUUGGGGUAUCUUUUGCUGAAUUGUUAGAACAAACGGAAUUAGAAGAAGGUCUAAUAGUUAGAUCUAUUUUACGUUUAGAUGAUUUGUGCAGAAAAGUUAAAAUAGCACUUUUAUAUCUCGGCAAUAUUGAAUUAGCACAAAAAGUUGAAGAAACAUCAAACCUUCUAAGAAGGGAUAUUAUUUUUGCUACAUCAUUAUAUUUACAGUAA